Molecule: messenger RNA, 952 nt
Organism: Bactrocera tryoni
Lineage: Eukaryota; Metazoa; Arthropoda; Insecta; Diptera; Tephritidae
Gene: Syb
Product: synaptobrevin
Exons: 4
Coding region: 227-652 (141 amino acids)
Biological process (GO): vesicle-mediated transport; vesicle fusion
Cellular component (GO): SNARE complex; plasma membrane
Molecular function (GO): SNAP receptor activity; syntaxin binding
Source: RefSeq, a predicted model, not a curated record
AAAGCGGCGAAAAGCAGACAAAAACGCCGAGCAGUUAGUUCAUUUUUCACGAUCCUUUCUGAAUUUACUUUGUUUCUCGCUUAAAAAAAAUUGCAAAGGUUGUGUUUUUAGCUGCUGCGAUAAAUAAAAUACGCACAAAAGGAAAACAAUACAAAGUGUUGUGAUUUAAAAUAUAAUAUAAAGCAAUUGACGCACAAAGUUCGGAAGAACAACAAAAUUUUAAGAAAUGGAGAACCCAAAUGAUUUUCCGGCACCAUCUGGAUCAACAACUGAUUUUCCUGUUUUACCCCCGCCUCCGAACUCUGCCAGUCCCAGCAAUAAUAAUCAAGCGCAGAAGCGACUUCAACAAACCCAAGCCAAGGUCGAUGAAGUGGUCGGUAUUAUGCGCGUGAAUGUGGAAAAGGUUCUGGAGCGCGAUCAGAAACUAUCGGAACUGGGUGAGCGUGCUGAUGCGCUGGAAGCCGGUGCCUCGCAAUUCGAACAACAAGCUGGCAAGUUGAAACGCAAACAAUGGUGGGCUAACAUGAAAAUGAUGAUCAUUAUGGGUGUGAUCGGUGUGGUUCUCUUAAUUAUCAUAAUCGUAUCCUUCCUGCCAUCCGGCAGUAGCAGCUCUGAUUCACAUAACCAAAUUCAAAACACGACAUCACCUUAAAAAGCUCAGACCGCAGUGGCCUUAUGAUGAUUCCUUGUUGUUUUGAUUGAAAGCAUUAGACGUGGUUUUUAAAAAAUGCACAAAAUGCCAGCGCACAAUCAAUAUGCAUUGGAUCGUUUCUUUAAUACAGCUCUAACUGAAUGUCUUUAAACAGUAUACAAACAAAAAUAUAUAUACAUAAAUCAUUAUACAUAUAUACAAGUAAUAUACAAAAUGUAUGCCUUAAAUAUUAUACAACGGAUAUCUGAAUGAAAUUGUAAUUGGAAAUGUAAAACAUAACAAAGCAAAGUAUUUGUUUAA